AUGUACGACUUCAUAGAAACAGAAUUACUUCAGGGAGUAAAUUUCAUGAAAAUCAGUGAGGGUAUUGCUUCCCUGAACAUCAGAGAGUUUAGUAGGAGAAAGCAAAUAUAUGCAGCAGCAACAAGCGACGAUAACACUUCAAAUAAUAUCGAUGUUUCUGAGUUUUAUGAGAAUUCAAUUUUCUCUUUUCCCAGCAACGAUCUUCUAAUGAAAAUAUUUUUAACAAACUUUGAUAAACACUCUCGUAUAUACGAAGGGCAUAUGAACGGUCUAAGUGCAGAAGUUAUAUCAUGCGACCACACGUUUAAAAUCAGCCGAAACGUUGGAGCAGUGAGGGGGAAGGACAAUAAAUUCGUAUCACAGUACAACCAAGUUUUUAUUACUCUGAAUGAAAAAGAUGAAGUGUUGGGAUGGCGCCUAACUAAGUCCACUAAAUUUUCAGAGAUAGAAGACUUGUUACAAGGAAUAAAACAGAGGCUGGACAGUAAAGACAAAACCAUAAAUAUGGUGUGCGUCGACGACUGCUGUAAUGUGCGAAACAAAUACACUCAAAUAUUUCCGGGUACUGAGGUGAAACUUGAUCUGUUUCAUGCGUGUCAACGAAUUACAAAAACUUUAAACAAAGCUGAGACCACUGCAAAUUCGUUCAUGCGAGAGUUUUCGCAAAUUUUCAGAAGAGAUGACGACCAAGGUUCAGCCAGGCUGAAAUACACCCCAGCUAAGGAGCAGCUUGAAAAGAAUUUUAAUUCCCUCAUUGAGCGUUGGAUUAAUGUCCCCAAUAGUCCUUUGGGAAAUUCUCAAACUACAAGAGAAAUAGAGCAUUUGCGUCUACACAUCCAAAAAGGGUGUCUCUCCCAUAUACCUCCAGGAUGUGGUACAGAAAGAAACGAGCAGCUGCAUAGGCUUCUUAACCGUUCACUUAUCACUGGAGCCACGAGAAUUUCUGUUGAGCUUGCCAUAGCAUUAUUAUCUGUACUGUUUUAUUAUCAUACUACUAAACUGUCUGCCUUCCGUCAUGAUUGUAAUGCAAGAGUAGUGCCUAUAGAUCCGGUAAAUAGCAUAGACAAUUUGCAACACGAUAACAGUCCUCAUCCACCGUUCACGACUGGUAGUUCAGCAGUUGAAGAGCAAACUGAUGAAACUCUUGGCGAGCCAGCAAGUCAUUCAGAUAUGAAUCCAGAGGUCACGAUAACUGAAACAAUAACUGACCUAUGCACGGAUUAUGUGGCUCAGUCUAUAAUAAAUGUGGCGUUCAGCAUCCAAGAAGUUAUAAUCAAUGUUAGUGCACAAAGUUGCAAUAGAGCAUUUGACUCUAGCAGUCUGUUUAGAUGAUACUACCGAAAGUAAUGAUCCCAAUAUAAGCACCCACACUGAGGAUCUUAAAAGGCACCUAGCCCGAUUUGGAUUAGAGAUUGAAAGCGUAUCUAAAGACGGGGAUUGCGCAUUCCGAAGCAUAAUAAGGCAGCUACUUAAAAUGGAUUUUGACAAAACCAAAGGACUAGAAGAUCACCUUCGGUCGCUAAAUUUGAUGGCCGGUUCUGAAGACGAGGAUACAUUUACCCUACGACAGCUUUUUGUUGAAGAAUUUAUCAGAGGGGAGGACGAAUAUUCGGGAUUUGUAGCGGAAUCGACAACCACGCUUACAGAAAGAGCUAAUGAGUUUAGAAUGAAAGGUGUGUUUGAUCGUGAAAUUGGAGACUUGGUGAUGAAAGUCUGUUGUAACGUCCUUAAAGUUUCGAUUAUCAUCAUUACCUCAAGUCGCUCUACACCUGUCGUUCCAUUUGUGCCUGAUAGUCCAUUGAGUACCACACCCAUAUACAUCGCUUUCCACUAUUAUGGUGCUGGCCAUUAUGACGCUACCAACCAAAUCUGUACUUUAGGUAUGUAA
This is a messenger RNA of Pocillopora meandrina, 1888 nucleotides long. Lineage: Eukaryota; Metazoa; Cnidaria; Anthozoa; Scleractinia; Pocilloporidae. The record is from the annotation of a GenBank genome assembly.